This is a messenger RNA of Drosophila gunungcola (fruit fly), 1328 nucleotides long. RefSeq lists its product as uncharacterized. The transcript has 2 exons. Lineage: Eukaryota; Metazoa; Arthropoda; Insecta; Diptera; Drosophilidae. Bases 36 to 1325 code for a protein of 429 amino acids. The record is from RefSeq and is a predicted model, not a curated record.
UUCAUCGCCGAAGCUUCAUCCACCAGGUCGAAAAAAUGAGCGAUAGCGAGCUUUCGAGCGCCGUGACGAAUGCGCUGUUGGAGCUUUACCAGCGCCAAGACAUACCCAUGGAUUCGCAGCCGAUUGCAGGCGUUGGCGAGAAUGCCUAUGGACAGGUCCUGCGAGUGAGUUGGCCCACAAUGUCGGAGGCGGCGACCGUGGUGGUGAAAAUGGCGCCGAAGAACGAGGCUCGGAGAUCCCACAUGCACGUGGUGGACUACUACGCCCGCGAGGUAUUCAUGUACGUGGAGGUAUUCCCCAUCUUCCGGGAGCUAUCUCCAAACCAAAGUUUGUUCACCGUAGCACCGGCUCUACAGGCAAAUGGCCUUGAGGCUCCCGACGAGUUCCUGAUUUUCGAGGAUCUAUCUGAAAGUGGCUUUCGGCCCAAUUCGCGCAGCACCAUGCCCACCUACGACAUCGUCAUGUGCUCCCUGAAAGCUCUGGCGGAACUGCAUGCCUGCUCGUUCAUCCUGCAGAAAAAAAAUCCUGCAAAGUUCAGGGAGUUGGUGGAGUUCGUGAAGAAGGACAACUUGUUCACAGACAACAUUGAGGAGGUCACCAUUGAGUUUGGAAAGGCUCAGUUACGUAAGGCGCGGACCAUUCUAAACGAAUCGGAUGGGGACCAUGCCGAAGUGGCCGCCUUAAAGGAGGUCCUGGAACGCUGUGAAAAGCACCUUAAGUCUUUGGCACUUUACUGCGUGGAUGGCAGAUCGCAGGCUCCACAUGCUGUCAUUUGUCACGGAGACUUCUGGAACAAUAACAUUCUCUACCGAACUGAGCCCAAUCUUGGUCAACCCGUGGAGGCUAAGCUCAUCGACUUCCAGAUGUCCCGCUAUGGACCGCCAGUACUUGACAUUGUCCACUACCUCUUUGCCUGCACCGAGAAACAAUUGCGGGAUGAGCACUUUUCCACCUUCAUGAAUGCUUACUACGACACCCUAGACCAGAAAUUGUCGUCUUGCGAUCUUCACCUCGAAGAGAUAUACCCACGAAGCGUCUUCAACCGACAGUUGCAACUCUAUGGUGUUUACGGCCUAAUUAUGGGUGCCUUUUCCCUACCCUUUUUUAUUUCCAAUGCCAGUGAGGUCGUUGACAUUGAUACCGUUUCCGAGGCUAUCCAGGAUCUUUCGACAUCAUCCGAUGAGCCCAAGUACAAAGAGCUGAUCGAGGAAUUCGAAAUGCUCAACGUACGGACGUUGCCAAUUUUCAAGCGUCGAAUUACCGGUAUCGUCAGGGAUCUGAUCAAAUAUGAGAUGACGGAGCCACUUUAUAAAAUGGACUCCUAGCCC